UUCGCGCUUUGUGUCAUCUACGCUGACGUUCGUCCCUGUAUGUGGUCGCGCGAGCGAACGCAGGAAAGGACGGUGCUAAGUGACGGUCAAUUGGAGAUUGCAGUUCAAGCGUCACCGUGAAGUAGCCGUGGCCAUGAGGUCGUGCCUGCGUGACGGCUGCACGUACUGCUAUCACGACCGCACCACCACCACCACCGCGACAUCACUCGUCGCGUCGUCACCGAACUGCCACCGCUAGAUACCUGUGUUUUAACCCCUGCGAGGUGGACUCUCGCGAACGGCCAUUUCCAAUGAAGAUGCCUUUCCAGGGCCUCGCGGGUACGAACUUCACGUACUUCUCUUUGCAGAAGGAGACGCCGUCGGCGCAACUGCUGCAUUUGGCAGCCCUCCAGGGAAACUUGCCGCUCCUCGUGAGCGUGCUCGACAGCGGCAAAGUGUACGUGGACUGCAAGGAUCAGGAAGGAACGACAGCCUUGAUUAUAGCGUGCGCAAACAACAACUAUGACUGUGCCAAAGAACUGCUCGAGCAAGGCGCGAAUCCAGCAGCCAAGCGAGUUACUGGAACGACCGCUUUGUUCUUUGCGGCACAAGGGGGCUACUUGGACAUUGCCAGGUUGCUCCUCGAACACAAUGCCCCGGUAGAUGCGGCUAGCGUGGAUGGUGGCACGCCGCUGCUAGUUGCCUGUCAGUGCAACCACCUCGACGUCGUCGAAGAGCUAGUCAAAGCCGGAGCAAGUAUACACACGCAAAUGUCGGACCGUGCCACGCCCCUUUUUGUUGCUGCUCAAAAUGGACAUUUGGAUCUCGUUUCUCAUCUCAUCGCCCUCAACGCGGAUAUCAACAUCAAGAGAACGGAUGGUGCCACCGCGUUGUGGAUCGCAUCCCAAAUGGGUCACACGGCAGUCGUUGCUGAACUGCUUGCGCAUGGUGCUGAGGUCGACUCAACGCGGCAUGACGGCGCGACACCACUUUUCAAGGCUGCGCACAAAGGUUACGCGGGCCUCGUCGAGCUUCUCGUUAAGCGAGGUGCUUCGUUAGGCCUCCUGAGGAAUGGUGAAAGUGCCCUUCACGCUGCAGCGUUAUUUGACCACCUGAGUGUGAUCAAACUGCUCUUAGCUGCGGGAGCGGACCCACAGUUGAGAAAUCAGGAUGGAAUGACCCCGCUCGACCUCGCUCUUGAGGCUUCCAACAGCCAGAUCGUCGACUACCUGAGGCAGCACAUUGCGACGCGGCGCCUUCCGGACUCGAUGCGUGCCUCCUGACGAGGCGUUGCGCCCAGGCUGGAAUGAAAGACCCUCGCGAACUGUGCCACAGGAUUGUCUGUUUUGCCAUCUUGCUCAUCUUGCGUUGACCGUGGCAGCCCGCGAAAAGUGGGUUCCAUCGAUACGGUCACACUGCGUUACUUGUGCCAUUGUCACAAACAUACGUCUCCCCAUGGGAAAUCUUCAAGGCACUUCGAAGUCAGAGCUUUCCAGUGAAACCUGGUGCAGUCAGCUUGCUCCUGUUCGAGUGGGACAUUACGAAGGAGCCUUGAAGCGAGGUUUAUUGUUUGGCUGUACUUAAGGUUGCUUUUUCCACUAAACGGCAGACUGGAUUGCAGGCCGAUUGGUCACGUAAUGCGAAUGUGACACGCAGCCACCAUUCGGCUGGCAAAAAAAAUAGCGGAGAACAGUGUGCGUCUACAGAACUGUUCUUGUGUUGUGCAUGUCAAUAAUUUGAACCCAGGUACCGAGCAUGCAGUAUUUUGCAGUUAGUAGUAUUUCACGAUCGAAGUUCUUGCCUACACUGGUCACUAAGCUACACUGAAAUUAUUCCCAGGGGCUCUUUUUAUUGCUGGUUAUGUAUAUUAUGUACUGCUGUAUUCGUUAACUCUAGGCUUGUGCGAAUAGUAAAUUUUAGGUUUGAAGCGAAUACUAGUGAUUUGGUUGAAUAGUUUUGAAUCACAUUCGAGUAGUACAUAUCACAUAUUAUAAAGAAAAAUUAGCAUAUUUGUCAUGACCCAACUAACCUGCACAAUAUUUUUCUAAAAUUGAAACAUGGCAUGUGCAAAUAUAAUUCUUUUUCGGUUCAAAGGGAAGUGGAGGCAACUUUGAAUAUAGUACCAGCAUUUGACUUUCGUGUAGAUUGCAAGUGAUAACCUGUAAGAUAUGUUACAUUUUAAAAUUUAAUUUACUUAGAGCAUAUAAGCCAAUAUAAGUAGCUCUUAAACUUUAAAAGUGAUGAAUCGAUGUGAGAGUAAUUUGUUCAUUUAACUGCGAAGUGGGGCUUCGCGGCAGUGUGGAUUUGCCCUGGAAAGGUGUAUUCACGGUACAGCACCCCUGCACUGCAGUGAAACGACCUUUACAGGAGUUUGUAUAUGUCUAUUUGUUCAUUUCGAAUACUUCGAUAUUUAUAAUAAUGUAAAUUCGUUUCGAAGCAAAUUUGAAUACUGUAAUAUUCGUUCGAAUAUUUGAACUGCUUGAAUAUUUGCACAAGCCUAGUUAACUCAUAUGGCAAGCAACUUUUACUGUUGCAACAAAAACAAACAUGCAGCUGCCCCUGCUAUCAGAAGCGUGAUCGAGUAAAGGACAGCAAAAUGAAAUGUGCAUUCGUGCUUGCACCAGUUUUGCAAAAUUGGGGAGAAAUUCACGAAAUGUAGCAGGCUUUAAGUCGUCUUCAAUCACUGUCAUUGCUUUUAUGAAGUUUUAGUGAUGCAAAUAAUGGGCAAAUGGCUUUUCCUGGUAAAAUUCUAUAAAUGAUGUCAGCUUAUUUCAGUGGCACUGCCCCAAGAAUUUAUCCUAUUGACAAAGUUGGCAUGAUGUAUGUUAAAGGAAGCUGACACAAAAAUUCUGAAGUUAAGAUAACUUGAGUUAGAUUCGGCCUGGACAAGCGCACGCCAUCUACGAUAUAUCAACAGCAAAUAUAGCCUAGAACAUAAUUAAAAUCAACUUGAAAGUGUAUGCUGCACAACUGAGCACAUAACGGAGCAUCUUGCGACAUGGACGUCAACUUGAAUUUAGCAAUGUAAUAAACAAUGUUUGUCACUGUGCCCCUGCAUGUUGCAGUUGUCAAAACUGCGCACGCAUGGAUGCAUGGUUGCGUGUGGCGCACGCACCACUGUUUCAUGUAAAGGGACCAGCUGUGUUUAGCAAAAAACCUCCAUUGGCCCCGCAUUUCUCGGUGCUCUCUGAAGUCGAUACUUCGACUAGACACUACAGAAACUUAUCCAAAUACUAGUAGAACUCGCUGCUGGCAUAGUGUGUUAUGCAAGUAAUCUAUCAUUUCAGGCUUGAGCAAAUGAGGUUUUCAGCCUUGAGAAGUGGCUCAAUAGCUACUUGAUGCAACGGGAAAGAUAGGAUGCAAAAUGUUUGUGUCAGUGCUCCUUUGAAUACAGACACGAAUGGUAAUACCCAAAAGAUACUAAUAGCAUAAAGAAAAUUUUGAGCGAGUCAUUAUCAUAAUCACCCAAUUAAUUUUUGUUAAGCAUAUUCCAGUGCUGGUGUGUACAUGAUGUGGGCGAGACAGUCUCUUUGUUGAAUAGCAACUGCAUGUGAUGGAUUGUUUGGCACAGUACACUGAGCAGCAUUGCAGAACUUUUUUUUGGUUAGAAACUAUGUGCACUGUAAAAAUAGUGUGCAAAGAGUUCACUGCAAGAGUGCUGAUGUGUGUGUGUUUGUUCAACCAGUCAAAUUGAAGCAAGGCUUUGUUCCUCGAACACGUGUCACCGUCUGAGGACAGUUUUGUUCAGCGAGCUGCUUGCCUCAAAACACAGUUUUGUUCGAAGGGCUGCUCACUUCUAAUCGCUUGGCACGCUUUGUACAUUGUGUGUAAUCUUAUGUCACUCACAUUCUGUGGAAUAACGUUUGCACGCUUAUUUUAUUUGACAAGGCUGUGAAACUAUGCAGUUUUCUAUUUUUAAACUAUUGCUCUACAGCGAAUAUCUGGUUGACUCUCCUUGGAGCUCGCCGUGGCUGGCAUUAGACUAGGCACGCGAGUGUUACGCACCGCAAUGAAAUGGAAUCCACUGAAAAGAAAGAAACGGGGAAACUACUACAGGGGCACCUGAGCAGUUUUUGUGACCUGUAAAUGCGUGAGCAUUAAUUGUCGCUCAUUGUGGCACCUCAAGCAUGUCGCACCCUCGAUGAUGAGUUGUGUUGAACCCGCACAGCGAGCUGUGGCAGCUGCAGCGCCAUCUGGUGGAUCUCCCACCAGGCAGAGCCCAACCAUGUGCACAGCCAUUCAUUGCCGCCACCUGUUGUAACGGUUGCAAAGUGCAACAGUUGUGCCCGGUAACAGUUGCACAAGGUAACAGUUGCACAAGGUAACAGCUGCACAAGGUAACAGUUGCACGAGGUAACCAUUACACAGUGCAACAGUAGCGCCAUCUAGUGGAUCUCCCGCCAGGCAGAGCCCAACCAUGUGCACAGCCAUUCAUUGCUGCCACCUGUUGUAACGGUUGCAAAGUGCAACAGUUGUGCCCGGUAACAGUUGCACAAGGUAACAGCUGCACAAGGUAACAGCUGCACAAGGUAACAGUUGCACGAGGUAACCAUUACACAGUGCAACAGUGGCGUGGUGGUUAGUGCGCUUGCCUGCAAAGCUGCAACAUUGCCAGUGGGGCGGAAGUUUGAAUCCAAUGUGGCCACUUAUUUUUGUACUUGAUAUGAAGAUGACACAACUUCUAUGUUGAUGACGUAAAUUGCGCACCGUUUUUUUGCCACGGCUUUCUAAUGACCAUAGGUUGCACAAUGAGCCAAGUAAUGCUCUUGCAUUAACGUAAAGGAUUGAGUGACGGGCAAACUGAACAGCUAUUGGAUACUAUGCAUUGCUAGGUUCAUCGGCGUAUGGUGCUUAUUGCAAAAGACGGUGCUCAUAUAUUUCGUGGUUCCUUUUUCAUCAUGUUUUGUCCCACUUGCAAAAGAAAUUCAUGUGCAAUUUUUGUCGAUGUCCUGGAACAGCGCAACAGAUGAAACAAGCAGCCGUCGCUUGUCCCAAAUUUCGCGCUAUUCCUUUUCCAAGUCAUCACCAUCCCAACUACUAGCUCUUAUGCAGAAUUUCACUUUUACUAGUGAACAGGUGCGAAUUUGUACUGCUUUAGUAAAAUACAAAUAUGUGUAGUUGCCAACGAAUGUUGACCGGGCAAAGGUUCAACUAGUAAAACUGUACAUUCUUCUCUGUUGAGCUGUGCCACUUCUAAUUUUAUGGAUCACCUUGUCAGUAUAACCUUGUCACUUUGGAUCACCUUGUCAGAAGCGUAGGAUUUUAGUUAAAGGGACACUAAAUGCAAAUAUUAAGUCGACGUUGAUUGUUGAAAUAGCAAUCCAGAAACCUCGUAGUGCUACUUUUGUGCCAAGGAAGUGGUUAUUUUGAAAUACAAUCACGUUUUAGUAGUCCGCAUCGCGUUAGCGCAUUUCAAAUCACCCGCCUGAAAUCAGUCUUUCACACGUCACUGCUGCCAUGCCCAACGUUGCCCGCCUUUACUGCGUGGCGGCGUGCACCAUUCGGGCAUCCGGCAACAUCACAUGCAUGUGGCAUUUUGUCGAACUUUCUGUCAGAGCGACUUUCACGAGUGUGCAAAACACAUGCGGCAAUACGUGAUACCGAAACUACCACUGAGACGCGACCGCGUGAGCGAAGCAGGUCGCAGGGCGAAGCGCAUUUCGGCGAAAACGGAACUUUUGAACCACGUGCGCCGUUCCACAUGGCAACGCCAAAGGGGUUCUUUUUUCCAUGAAUCAAACAGAAACGAACAAGCAGCAUUUUAUUACGUCUCUUGAUGCACGGAAGGUUAUUUUUUUUAUUGCAGCUAGUUUGAUUAUUCGUGAUUAACUGUAGUCGGACUCUCUCACGUCAUCGAGAUCACUUCCAAAAUGUCCCACUUGUGGCGCUCAUCGUGUGAUACAUUUAGCUUAAUUUCUCGGUAGGUAGGGCACUGCUGUUGAAAAUAUUGCCGUUUUAGACGUCAUACAUUGAGCUUUCACUCUGACAUAAAUUAUUUGCCUUUAGUGUCCCUUUAAAGGCUGUAUAGGCAGGCUCCCUGAGAUUUGUUCUCUCUGCAUAUAUUGUGUCUCGUAAGCUUUUGUAACUGACCAUGCAGUCAUAGACAAUUUUAAUGUGAACAGGUUAGGACUGACUAAAAACACGUUUGUUUUUGCCGGUAGGUUUAAUGUUGGCAUGAUUACACCUUGCACACUCAGUGUGGUGCCCAAACCGUUGUCUGCAACUGCAUGAUUACCGAUGUGCAAUUGUGUUGUCGAGUUAACACUUGCGGAAGCUGUUUCACUUUGUCAUUUCUUGUUCACGUUUCAUUUUUUCAUGACUGCACAUAUGAAAAACAUGCUCGAGAGAGUUGUGGCCCAUCUGUUAGGAUACCCACGAUUCUGUAGCUAUGCUCGAACCUAAUGGUUACACAUACUGCAGAAUGGUGGUGCAAAAUAAUACGCAAACAUUGUACCAACCUUGUAUGUUGCCCUUGAGCACAGAUAAGGAUUGAAUUACAUAAAAGUACUCCAGGCCUGGACGGAACACACAGCGCAGUCAUUGUAAGCUGUAGGAGCGGCCUUCUAAGAGCUCGUCGUAAAUGCUUUCAGGGUGGUUACUGCAAGUACUGAUCGUAGAAAGAUUUCUGAGGAACUCCAUGUGGUCACAUGCAUCUGCACAAACAUCGACAACGCCAAAGAUGUGUUAAAGAUGCCACAGGCGUUUCCUGUGGGCAACUUUCACAUAGCGUUAUUUUUUUUAAGCAUAAACUUUCUUGUAAUUUCACGUAAGUGGCAUCGUAUAGCAUGCUGCUGCCAAAUACACCGGCAUUGCCUAAAGCAGUGCUGGUUGCAUCCAUAACAUACGAAGCCCUGAAUGUUCUUUCGUGCACCGAGGGCUGCGCGACAUUUUCUCGUGUAUUACACAGCUGUACGGCUGCAUGUAAUUAACUGUACAUACGUCUCAUGCACACCUACGGAAAAAAUCUUGCCUUGCCACGCACUGUUCUCAGAGGGACUGUUGCAUGCGACUCCCGCACGCGACUUAUUUUUCUUGAACUGAGAUCGAGCCUGGCAUAGUUUCGUAUGAUUCUUUUCGUGCCUCACACUUAGAACUUCGAAGUGGUUUCAUGCCGAUUUUAUCUAAAGUGGUAAAAGAAAAAAUAGAGAAGUAUUUGUUGAAGACUACAGUCAUUAUUUUGGCACAUUGGAUGGAACAGAACACCACCCCCCUGUUCUCUUCUAGUUUUGUACAUUUCUCUAUGACAAGUUUUCUCACUGUGUGCGAGUGUAAAUGUGUAUGUGUGUGUGUUCCAUGUGCUUGUUUUAAGAAACGAGCCUUCCGCGAGGGGAACAUGCCUCCCGAUGAGGCAAAUCGCAGUGCCACAAUCCCCGCAUGUUGUACAGAUUGCAGCGUGCGUUAUUUUUUAGAAUGCCACCUGUGGAGAUGUAUCAAAUUUGCAAAUUUGUUUUAUUGCUCUGUUGAGUGUGUUGUAAAAUACCGUAUACUAGUUGUACGUCACAUGUUGUGUUAAUUUAAGCCUGCCUAUGUUUUUCUUGUUACGCGAUGCUAGUUUCUAUUUUGUUCACGAAGGAACUGGGUUGUGCUGUGAAGUUCUGGGAGCAAACAUUGCGGCUUAAAGACUUGAUACAUGUAUUGAGGUUGCUAAGCACCUGGAGCAGAUGCGGCAGGCAAUCCCGAAUAAUGACGGGCAAUCUGCUGCUGUCACUAAAAUGGAAAGUUUACAAUCACUGCACACUGCGAGUUCUAACAAAUGGGGUGAAACGUGGGGGAUAACAAAGCAACUAGAGAAAAA
Molecule: messenger RNA, 7774 nt
Organism: Rhipicephalus sanguineus (brown dog tick)
Lineage: Eukaryota; Metazoa; Arthropoda; Arachnida; Ixodida; Ixodidae
Product: ankyrin repeat domain-containing protein 29
Exons: 10
Coding region: 291-1262 (323 amino acids)
Molecular function (GO): protein binding
Source: RefSeq, a predicted model, not a curated record